GGAAGAAGAGAGGGAGACACCCUAAUCCGGGGACACCCUUCCUGCCACCUUGCCAUGCUAUAUUUAGGCUGGGGGAGGGGUAUGGGAUGAGCCCCCCCACACCAAGGUGGGUGUCAGCUUUCCUCCUGAAAAUAGCUCCACGGGAGGGGUGAAGGGCCCAGCGUAGGACUGUCCCCAGACUCCCAGUCCUGGAAUCUCCGUCUGUCUUAGUGUCUCUCUCUCCCUCUGUGAGUCUCUGUCCCCCUUUUGGGGUCCUCUCCCUGGGUCUGUGUUUUUUCUUUUUCUGAGUUUCUGUACCCCUUUCCUCUUUCUGUAGCUCCUCUUCUGUCAACUCUUUCUCUAAGCAGGUCAUUCUGUUUCCAGAUCGUAUCUUUAUCUAUCUCCGAGUCCUGCAAUACCUUGAAUUUCUCUUAUCUGAGCUCAGGACAGACCCUCUCCCCAGUCCCCACCCAGGAAAUUCCAGCAGAGAGGACUAUGUGGGAGAGCCCCCCACAUCCACUGUCUCCCUGGGCCUCGGGCCUUAUCGCUGCCCAAGGCAGCUGGUUAAUGUCUGGCCUGGAGCUCCUGGGAAAGUGGGAUGAGAGCAGAGGGUGGGAAUCUGCUGGGGGAUUGACACUUAAUUGGCAAAAGAACGCAAAAGAAUCUCAGGCCCAGACUCUUGGUUCUGAGGAAGGAGGGAACCGCAGGGCAGGACUCCUGGGUCUGAGGGAGGUGGGGUCUGCGGUCCCUGGUCUGAGGGAGGAGGGCCUGGGGUCCUGACUCCCGGGACUGAGGGAGGAGGCGGCUGGCGCCUGGCCUCCUGGGACCGAGGCGGGCCGAGGGCUGAGCAAGCCAGGCCGGGCUUCCGAGGUCCCAGCACGCGCGUGGAAGGCGGGGUCCCCCGGCCCCUCCUCCGCCGUCGGGCGCCGCCCCGCCCCCGCCCCCGCCCCCGCCCCGGGCCCUCCGGAGCGAGUGCGGCGAGGAGCCGGCGGGCGAGCGGGCGUCCUUGCAGCCGGCGGGCAGGAGGAGGAGCCGCCGCCGCGCCCGGGGCAGCCCGAGAGCCGAGGAGGGCGCCCCAGGUCUGCGGGGAGGACGCUGGGCGCCUGGACUACUGCACCUGAAGGAGGUCGCUGGGGGUCUGACCUGAGGGAGGAGGAGGCGGCUGGGAACCAGCGCUCCUGAUCUGAGGAAGGAGGCAGCCGGAGACCUACACUCCCGGUCCUAGUUGGGUCAACGUGCGCCCCACACCCCUUCACACCCCGCUCCAUUUCCCCAUCUCCGAGCCAGGGCAGGCAGCCACUCCAGGUGGUUGCCCCCGCCCUCUCCUGAGAUGUCAGGAAGGAGGGGGCCACCUGUGUCCCCCACAGGGGCUCCCCCGAGCCUGGGGGCCCCCGGCCCUGGAGCUCGGAGGUGGAGGAGGUGCUGACAGGUCUGGUGCUCAGCGAGAUGCUCUCCCACCUUUCAUGCUCCCUCCCCAUCCUCCUCCUUUUCCUCCUCCCCAGCGUCCCAAUGGAAGCCCAUCCCCCACCGUCACCACUGCCCCCGUUUCUAGCCCCAGAGUGGGACCUCCUGUCCCCCCGAGUAGCCCUGUCCAGGGGCACCCCAGCAGGACCUCCUCUGCUCUUCCUGCUGGAGGCUGGGGCCUUUGGGGAGCAAGUGGGCAGCCCUGCCAACCGCAGUCGGCGAGGAGUAAGCGAGACAGCACCAGCAAGUCGCCGGGGAGAGCUGGCUGUGUGCGAUGCAGUCAGCGGCUGGGUGACAGACCGCCGGACGGCUGUGGACCUGCGUGGGCGCGAGGUGGAGGUGCUGGGCGAGGUGCCUGCAGCUGGUGGCAGUCCCCUCCGCCAGUACUUCUUUGAGACCCGCUGCAAGGCUGACAGUACUGGGGAAGGUGGCCCCGGUGGGAGUGGAGGGGGCUGCCGGGGCGUGGACCGGAGGCACUGGGUAUCUGAGUGUAAGGCCAAGCAGUCCUACGUGAGGGCGUUGACCACUGAUGCCCAAGGCCGUGUGGGCUGGCGAUGGAUUCGGAUCGACACCGCCUGCGUCUGCACACUCCUCAGCCGGACUGGCCGGGCCUGAGGCCCAUGCCUGGGAACUAACUGGGUGGGCAGAGGAAGAAGAGCUGGAUGCUGAGAGACCUCAGGGUGGCCUGGCUGCUCUGGGCCCCAGUUUGGAAACUUUUCAAAUGGUUUCAAAAUCCCAGCUCUCUUGAUGUUGAGAGCUCAGUUCAUGCCAGACAGGUGGUAUCUCUUCGGAAACCAAAUGGAGUUUUGAAGGAUGAAAAGGCAUUCUCCUGGAUCAAGUUGAGGGUGAUGAUGAUUAUGAUAAUAGCCAAUAUUUUCUGAAUGCCUACUGUUUAUUAGCUCUAAUACACUUGUCAGAUCAACUCGGGUGGAUCUGACCAUCAGAGGCCCUCGG
Manis pentadactyla (Chinese pangolin) is the source of this 2397-nucleotide messenger RNA. It is a transcript of the gene NTF4, whose product is annotated as neurotrophin 4. Gene Ontology annotation, biological process: cell surface receptor protein tyrosine kinase signaling pathway; neuron projection morphogenesis; nerve growth factor signaling pathway. The transcript is spliced from 4 exons. Gene Ontology annotation, cellular component: extracellular region. The coding region runs from base 1426 to 2058 and encodes 210 amino acids. Gene Ontology annotation, molecular function: growth factor activity; nerve growth factor receptor binding. Lineage: Eukaryota; Metazoa; Chordata; Mammalia; Pholidota; Manidae. The record is from RefSeq and is a predicted model, not a curated record.